Molecule: messenger RNA, 1857 nt
Organism: Patella vulgata (common limpet)
Lineage: Eukaryota; Metazoa; Mollusca; Gastropoda; Patellidae
Product: succinate-semialdehyde dehydrogenase, mitochondrial
Exons: 12
Coding region: 93-1583 (496 amino acids)
Biological process (GO): GABA catabolic process
Molecular function (GO): succinate-semialdehyde dehydrogenase (NAD+) activity
Source: RefSeq, a predicted model, not a curated record
AUAUAACAUAGGACAGCUGAACAACACGCGAACAGACGUUCAUUUAUCUUCAUUUGCAUUAUUAGUCCCACGAUAACUCUGACAACGUGAUCAUGGAGAAUAUACCCCAGGCAGCACCAGGCGUAAGGAGUGCCGAUUCGUUUCGUCAAGAAAGGGCUUUCGUCAAUGGUGAAUGGAUUUCGGCGAAAUCAGGCGCCACGUAUCAAGUUAUCAACCCAUCGAACCAGGCUGUACUUGGUGUUGUUCCAGAUAUGAAUGAAGAAGACACCAACGCUGCUAUAGAAGUCGCUUAUAAAACAUUUCAAACAUGGCGAAAUGUCACACCAAAGGAAAGAAGUACGAUAUUAAAACGAUGGUUUGAACUCACGGUAUUACAUAAAGAAGAACUGGCAAAACUCAUCACCGCAGAAAUGGGCAAGCCCAUGGCGGAUAGUUUAGGUGAGAUUGGUUUUGGUGGAUCUUUCAUAGAAUGGUAUGCAGAGGAGACGAAGCGAAUAUAUGGUGACGUCAUCAACGGAAGUAACCCUCAGCGACGUCUGUUGGUAUUAAAACAGCCAAUUGGUGUAGCUGCAAUGAUAACGCCGUGGAAUUUCCCGAAUGCCAUGAUAACCAGGAAGGCUUGUGCUGCCAUUGCUGCUGGAUGUACGGUUGUUAUUAAACCAGCGGAAGAUACACCAUACUCAGCUCUAGCACUUUGUCAGUUAGCAGCCGAAGCUGGACUGCCCCCUGGUGUGCUAAAUGUGGUGACGUCAUCAAGAGGAAACGCCCCUGCCGUGGGUCAAGCUAUGUGUGAAAGUCCAUUGGUUACAAAAAUGUCCUUUACAGGGUCAACAGCUACUGGUAAGAUAAUUCUAAGACAAUGUGCAGGAACGGUAAAGAAAACAUCGAUGGAACUAGGAGGUAAUGCACCGUAUAUUGUAUUUGAUAAUGCUGAUCUAGAGAAGGCGGUUAAAGGAACGAUCGGCAGUAAAUUCAGGUGUUCAGGACAGACCUGUGUAUGUGCUAACCGAAUAUUAGUACAAGAGACUAUUUACGAAGAGUAUGUGAAGAAACUGGCGGAAGUGAUUAAACAAGAGUUAAAAGUCGGAGAUGGAUUCGAACCCGGUGUUAAUCUAGGCCCUCUGAUCAACAAGAAAGCUGUGGAUAAGGUGAACUCCAUUGUUGAUGACGCCGUUGCUAAAGGCGCGCGUGUUGUGCUUGGUGGAACGAGAAAUGAAAAGGGAGAUAACUUCGUUAAUCCGACAUUAUUAGCGGAUGUCAAGUUAGAUAUGCGAUGUGGUCAGGAGGAAAUCUUCGGUCCUGUGGCACCAAUUUUCAAGUUUAAAACGGAAGACGAGGCUGUUGCUAUUGCCAAUGCUACCACAUCAGGUCUAGCAGGUUAUUUCUUCUCUCGAGAUAUCGGGCAAAUAUGGCGAGUAGCUGAACGAUUAGAUUACGGUAUGGUCGGUGUUAAUGAAGGAGUUAUAUCGUGUGUCGAGGCACCGUUUGGAGGGUUUAAGGAAUCGGGUCUAGGGAAGGAGGGAAGUAGGUAUGGCAUUGAAGAAUACCUGGAAAUGAAGUACGUCUGUAUGGGAGUAGCGUAAAUAGAAUUAAGGCGGGGCAAUGGACUCGGUGGGUGGGGUUAGGGGGUCAUAUGGGAGGGGCUGCAAAUGAUUGAUAGAUGAAGGAAUUCCUGCUUUAACAGAAUCAAAGACGAACACAUACAUGCAAUAAUUGGAGUAUCUGGCAAUGAAUUAAAAUGUAUCCUGAUUCAACAAUUUGAAUUUUCAUGUUGCGAGUGUGCUUCCGUAACUAUUGGUCUGCUUGGUCAUAUUUUAUGUUUUGUAUCUAUAAAUCAAAUAAAAACUUUGAAUCAAC